Molecule: messenger RNA, 1954 nt
Organism: Melanotaenia boesemani (Boeseman's rainbowfish)
Lineage: Eukaryota; Metazoa; Chordata; Actinopteri; Atheriniformes; Melanotaeniidae
Gene: vdac1
Product: voltage-dependent anion channel 1
Exons: 9
Coding region: 100-951 (283 amino acids)
Biological process (GO): monoatomic anion transmembrane transport
Cellular component (GO): mitochondrial outer membrane
Molecular function (GO): voltage-gated monoatomic anion channel activity
Source: RefSeq, a predicted model, not a curated record
ACGCAUAGCGUACGUGACGCCGCCCCACCUCCCUCUUUUCUCCUCCCUUUGUGCAGUUCACAGGCUCUUUCUCGGGUAGGACUGGAACACACAGAGAUAAUGGCUGUACCACCCACCUAUGUUGACCUUGGAAAGUCUGCCAGGGAUGUUUUUACAAAGGGAUAUGGCUUCGGGCUCAUCAAGCUGGACUUGAAGACCAAGUCUGAGAGUGGACUGGAGUUCACCAGCACUGGCUCGGCCAACACUGAGACCAGCAAGGUCGCUGGGUCGUUGGAAACGAAAUACAAAUGGGAGGAGCAUGGACUGACCUUCACAGAGAAGUGGAACACGGACAACACCCUGGGGACUGAGAUUACCCUCGAGGACCAGUUGGCAAAGGGCCUGAAGCUUACAUUUGAUUCCUCCUUCUCUCCAAAUACUGGCAAGAAGGGUGGAAAGAUCAAAACAGGCUACAAAUGUGAGCACAUCAACCUUGGCUGUGACGUUCACUACGACAUCAACGGUACAACCAUCCACGGUGCAGCCGUAGUGGGCUACGAGGGCUGGCUCGCUGGCUACCAGACGACCUUCGAGGCCGGCAGGAACAAAGUCACUCAGAGUAACUUUGCAGUUGGAUUCAAGACUGACGAGUUCCAGCUCCACACGAAUGUAAAUGAUGGCACCGAGUUUGGUGGUUCAAUCUACCAGAAGGUGAAUGACCAGCUGGAGACAGCAGUGAACCUGGCCUGGACCGCUGGGAACAGCAACACCCGCUUCGGCAUCGCUGCCAAGUAUCAGAUUGACCCUGAUGCAUCUUUCUCUGCUAAGGUGAACAACUCCAGCCUUGUAGGUCUGGGCUAUACUCAGACACUGAAACCAGGUAUCAAGCUGACACUCUCUGCUCUCCUUGACGGCAAGAAUAUCAACGCUGGUGGCCACAAGCUUGGUCUUGGUCUCGAGUUCCAGGCGUAGAAGGAAGAGGCGGAAACACUUCCAGUCCUCCCAGCACACGCUUUCCCCCACCAAAAAAACAUAAAAAAUCCUGUUGAUUAGCUACCCUCACAACCCCCCCUUUCCCCCUAGACUUGUUACACUUGGAAGCAAGACAACAUCAAGGUCAAAUUGUCCUUGCAGUGAUGCCUCAUUUUUAAAGGACCACUUGAGGGAACGUUAUAUUUUUAUGUUCAAGAGACCAGUUUAGAACAAAACUGCAGCUGUUUAACAGGAAGUUUGAUGCUAAAUUGUGUAGCUAUAAGGGAAAGUUAGCCUUGGGUACAUUCAUGCUGGCCUCACACUUUCUUUUCAAUACACAAUGCUUUAAUUUGUGUCUCUACUACCAAUGCAGUGAAAAGGGAAAACUGAAAGUAGAGAAGCCCAGAAUACAAAAAGGGCUCAACACCAUUAGCAUACAGUUGUGUGGUUAUGCCACAAGAUUAGCUUAGCUCCAGUAAGCACUCCUCACUCUGAAGGUGUAGUGGUGAAAUAAGUUUUAUCCGAGCACCUCUGCACUGAGAGCUCAUGUUUGUCUUGAUAUUCUCUACAGUGGGAAGGGUUAGUGGUUCCUGAUGUAAGCAGCUGUCAGUAGCUCUGAGGCACUACACCCCAACGUGUGCAUUCUGUGUUUUUGUCUCACUUGUCUUUUGUGUCUGUGUAUUUGGUGUGAAUCAUGUCUUUUGUUACAUAUAGCAAAAAAAGUAUAUUAUUUUAUUGAGGGUCUUGCAUAGUUUAUUUCACUUGAAAAGUCUUACAAAGGCAAAGACAGGUCACUCCUCCCUGGUUGAGAAAGCAGCAGGAAAGCUUUUCAUGCACGAAACUCAACUUCUGUUGAUGAAAGUUAGUGCUCUUUGGGAUGGAGGAUGAAAGGAAAAUACACUCCAGGAAAAGGUUGUCUUCCACAACUGGUUAUGGGAAUCAUGCUUAUUGUACUUGACAGAAUUGUCAUUCCUUGAAUUAAAUAAAGAACAUCUUGAACCAG